AUGUCUCCUUCCUUGAAAACGGUGCUUCUUGAGAGCUUCCCUAAUUGUAGCGGCGCUGAGAAAAAGUUAAUAUAUGAUAGUUUUGCCCAGUAUCUGGUGGCGGAGAAGGGUUAUGACAAAGACUUGCUGACUCUAGCUCCAGACAGCUUAGACUUCUGUUGUAAAGGCUUGGUGUUGGACAUUGAAGAAGGAAACUUCCUGAAACUUGCAGAAGAUGGAACAGUUUUAAGGGCAAGCCAUGGUACAAAGAGCAUGACGUCCGAAGAGGUCCUGGAGACAUAUGGAAGGAGGGAGUGGAAACAUUUUAAUACAGUCAGUGGAAUGGUUUCCCGCUCAGCUAAAUACUAUUUGUAUGAUAAUUAUUUUGACCUGCCAGGAGCUCUCUUGUGUGCAAGGGCUGUGGACAGCUUAAAUCAGCAUGACGGUCAGAAAAAAUAUGACUUCUGGAAGGACAUGGUGGCUGCUAUCCAGCACAAUUAUAAAAUAUCAGCUUUUAAAGAAGACUGUGGGGUGUAUUUCCCAGAAGUGAAAAAUCAUCCAGACAAAUAUUUACAAAGAUGUCCCGAGUCUGUAAAAAAGUGGCUGAAACAACUGAAGAGUGCUGGGAAGAUUCUGCUAUUAAUUACUAGUUCUCACAGUGACUAUUGCAGGCUUUUGUGUGAAUAUAUUCUUGGGAAUGAUUUUGAAGAGUAUUUUGACAUUGUGAUUACAAAUGCUUUGAAACCUGGCUUCUUCUCCCAUACCCCAAACCAAAGACCUUUUCGAACUCUUGAGAAUGACGAGGAGCAGGAGGUUCUGCUAUCACUGGACAAGCCCGGCUGGUAUUCCCAAGGUAAUGCUAUCCAGCUUUAUGAACUACUGAAGAAGAUGACUGGCAAGUUGGAUCCCAAGGUUGUUUAUUUUGGUGACAGUAUGCACUCAGAUAUUUUCCCAGCUCAUCACUAUAGCAACUGGGAAACUGUCUUCAUCUUAGAGGAACUUCUAGGGGACAAAGUUACGGUGCCGGCGGAGACUGAAUCUGAGCCCUUGGAGAAGAAAGGAAAAUAUGAGGGUGAUCAGCCCAAAGCUCCUUACUUUGUUUCUAAACAGUGGGGCUCUUUCUUCAUGGACAGAUUGCCAGGCCUGGAAAAUGCAGAGGAAACUUUAGUUCGCACGUGGUCCUGUAAAUGUAUUAGCACUUACAGCACGAUUGCAAUCCCUACUCUUGAAGCAAUAGCAGAUUUACCACUGGAUUAUAGAUUUACACGAUUUUCCUCAAAUAGCUCAGCAACUGCUGGGUACUACCCAAGUCCUCCAAGAGCACUGCUGCCAAAUGAGGAGUCAGUGACUAUGAAAUAGGUUGUCGGCUUUUUCCUUAAAUAACCCUGUGGUCCUUACUUAAACUGCUAUCACAUGCUAUUUAGUGAAAAUGUUGUGUGAUGCUUCAUAAAAUAGAAUGAUGGAUUAAAGCAGACUCCUGUGUAGACUUGUGUUUCACUUGUUGCUCUAGUCCAGCCAGAAAAGGUGAGCAAUGCAUCCUUCUCUCUAAACCUUCUGACCACCACUACCUUUCGCAAAGUGCUAUUGGCUUUUUCCAUGCACUGCCCAAAGCCUUCAAGAGAAAUGUACUAGUAAUAACUCAUCCCAAGUUACAUUCUACAUUUUCAAGGAUAUUUUCAGUACUGUACCUAUUUAAGGUGAUGCUGUUGCUACUGUAAGCCCCAGGAAAGACAUGAACCAGACCCUCAGCCAUAUUCCAUUAAGAGUUCCCUUGGACAGCCCAGGUUAUCAUCGUAGAUCAGUGUUUUGCAGGCUCUGAGGAAUUUAUACUCUCACUGUAACUGUUCUUGGAGAUACAGAAAGACUGAAGCCCAAAGAGAAAGAUACAUCAUACCCAAAAAGAGACUUGAAUGGGAUUUAGGCAGCUAAAUGCAGACUGACAGUCCUGAAAGCCUUCGUCACAUGCUUCCUAUUCCUGAAAGUGCCUAACCGCUAUUCAACAGCAAGGUUCCCUACAUGCCUCUUCCUCCUUUAGGCUUCCAUACCUCAAGAGUCAGAGCUCUUUUGCAGGAGGAGGGAAACCUGUGUACAGUUCCCUUCUCAGCUUGCGCGGAUUCAAACCCGCAUUCUCCACCUCCCUGGGAAAUCCUUCCAAGAGUAGGAAGGAUAUAGCACCCAGCUAUAUAGAGCCAUCUUUGCUAAGCACAGCCUCAGCCCAGAGGAGAAGCAAGACUGAAGACGUAACCUGAAUAUGUGAUUUCUUAUCGGCUAAUUUAAGAGAACGGGCAUCCUGUUCCCUGUGGAUUCAGUUCCAAAGACCCAGUUCUCCAGCGCUUUGGACAGGGAGCCUUCAGUAACUAACGCAGGGUAGCAGAUGCAAAAACAUGUCAAAGAUAUUUGUUUAGUCAGCAGUUAGGCACACUAGCGUGGCAGAUUUUUGGAUAAAUUUCCCUCAAAGUUUAAAGAAAUUUUAUUUUCUUGCUUUCAAGAAAAGCCCACAAUGAAAAUUUAUUUUCUGAGGCCUAGACAAUUAUCAGAAUGGAUUUAACUUGUGUUAACAUUUAACUUGUGCUAACAUUUAACACCACAGCACACUUGAUUUUUGCAGCUUCACCAGUUAAAAUAUUUUGUGUCAGAAUCAGACGCAAACACCAUUACAUCUCAUCUCAGAGAUAUCAGUCUUUCUUUCCAUACUUUUUUCCUACCUUGUUUCAUUUACACAGGGAUGUUAUUUUUACAGUCUUGUGGUCCACUAUACUUACAAGUAAUAUGCAACAUUUCCAAUUUAACAUUAAGCAUUGUUUUUUUGAAAAAGAAACAUAAAACAAAUGAGGGAAAAAACUGAGAAAAACUUUCCUUAAAACAAGGUAGGUGAGGAAGGAAAAUGAAAGUGCCAUUCUCCUCCACAUAAACUAUAGGCUGAAAAUAUUUGACUUAGGAAGGUAACAAAAAGUAAUACUUGAGUUUAUUUUGAAAUUUUUUAAUUAGCAUCAAUGUCUUGGGCAGCAAAUCUGGCUCAUGAUAAGGGUAUGAUUUGUAUUAAGCAGAGAGAUACACAGAUUAAAAUCUCAGAUCCCCGAUUACAGCAUCAUUUGAAGUUCUAACCUAAAUGAAGUAAUCCUCUGCAAAUAAUUUGUAACUAGGUUGCGGUCCAAACCAAUAUCAUGUACCCUCACGCUUUUGUUGUUCUGAAUUUGGAACUGAUUUUUACAGGUUGGGGAUUUUUUUCUUGUUUUUUAAAGAAAAUUAAUUAAAAUUGAAUUGUUAAUGAAAAUUAGAGUGAAAGUCAUCUAAGUCCUUGGUUCCUGGCGUCUCAGUGAAGAAGCAGUAUUUUUUUUAAUGGAAAGGUGACAGAUUCUAAGGACAUCCUGAACACAAAUCUCAGCAGAACAAAUACAUACACGGACUUGCUCAACUGGGAGGUGACGGUACCCGUCUCUGACGAAGGCUGUCACCAGCCAUCUGUACUUGCUGCCAGAAGGACCACGCAGUAGCAGAGAAAGAAGUGGAUAGUAGAAGGCUACUGUAAGCAUGACAUAUGCUGCAGGAAGACUUAGGAAAAAUAAUUGAACCGUUUGCCCAAAAACCAGAGUUCAUGUGAAAUCAGGACUUAACAACUCUUACUAAAGACUCUUCUUAUUCAAGAAUCUCUGAAAAUCAUACAGGUCUUAUUACAAAGCGGAGGCUGGCAAUGGAGGAACUUCAGGAGGGCAAUCGGUGCUGUGGCAACGGGAGAGCUCUUGGAAAUGGAAGUGGCGUGGAGACCAGAGGGAAGAAAUGCUCAUGGCAGAAAAUUGGUAGAGAGUUGGACAUAUUUAACAUGACACUGUAAAGACACCAUCUUUGCUUCUUCCUUCUCUUUUUUUUUUUUUUUAACCCCUGGAAAUCUCUGAAAUUUCUUGGAUUCUGUUGUGAGAGGCCAUUGACAGAAAGAUCGCUGAAGUGCCUGCAAAACUAUCUUGAGUAUCGGCAGGGAGACAUAAAGUUGUAAAGAUUCAUUAAAAUCACUAUGUCUGGUUAUGUAGCCCUGAAAGCCACAGUUUUGCUUAAAAGCAGAGGUGAAUACCAAGUCUCUUUUGGUGUCUGUUUUGGUAUAAAGCA
Molecule: messenger RNA, 4080 nt
Organism: Pygoscelis adeliae (Adelie penguin)
Lineage: Eukaryota; Metazoa; Chordata; Aves; Sphenisciformes; Spheniscidae
Gene: NT5DC1
Product: 5'-nucleotidase domain containing 1
Exons: 12
Coding region: 1-1338 (445 amino acids)
Molecular function (GO): 5'-nucleotidase activity
Source: RefSeq, a predicted model, not a curated record